Trypanosoma cruzi is the source of this 555-nucleotide messenger RNA. Its product is annotated as mucin TcMUCII, putative. The transcript has a single exon. NCBI's taxonomy places the organism in Eukaryota, Euglenozoa, Kinetoplastea, Trypanosomatida, Trypanosomatidae. Bases 1 to 555 code for a protein of 184 amino acids. The record is from RefSeq and is a predicted model, not a curated record.
AUGAUGACGUGCCGUCUGCUGUGCGCCCUGUUGGUGCUUGCUUUGUGCUGCUGCCCGUCCGUUUGCGUGACAGCGAAUGAAGUUAAUGGUGCCCCAAGAACUGACCACGCUGUGCCAAAGGUACCAGAGGUACCGGAACCAGGCAAAAAAGAAGAGAAACCAGGUAUUGCGAAUGGUACGGAAAAUACACAAGAUUUGCCAACCGGUGGGUCGUCCAACAAUCAAGUUGUAUCAGAUACGUCUGGUCAGUCAGCGUCACAGGUUUCUGGCGUUCCGCUACAGCCAAGUACUGUACCAACCGUUGCGUCAGGUGCACAAAUUGUGCCGAUUCUACCCGAAAAAAAAGAAGAAAAGAAGACGACUGCAUCAAAGACCACGACCACCACAACCACAAAGGCACCAACUACGACUACGACUACAACUACGACGACCACGACGACCACCCGCGCACCGUCACGUCUUCGCGAAAUCGACGGCAGCCUCAGCAGCUCUGCGUGGGUGUGUGCCCCGCUGCUGCUCGCCGCAUCCGCGCUGGCGUGCACCGCUGUGGGCUAA